Hyaena hyaena (striped hyena) is the source of this 351-nucleotide messenger RNA. RefSeq names its product translationally-controlled tumor protein-like. Lineage: Eukaryota; Metazoa; Chordata; Mammalia; Carnivora; Hyaenidae. The transcript has a single exon. Gene Ontology annotation, cellular component: cytoplasm. The record is from RefSeq and is a predicted model, not a curated record. Bases 1 to 351 code for a protein of 116 amino acids. Gene Ontology annotation, molecular function: calcium ion binding.
AUGUUCUCUGACAUCUACAAGAUCUGGGAGAUUGCAGACAGACUGUGCCAGGAGGUGGAAGGGAAGAUGGUCAGUAGGACAGAGGGCAACAUUGACUCACUCAUUGAUGAAAAUGCCUCCACUGAAGGCCUGGUGUGCAAAGGUACCAAAAGCACAGUAAUCACCGGUAUUGAUGUUGUCAUGAACCAUCACUUGCAGGACACCAGCUUCACAAAGGAAGCCUAUGAGAAGUACUUCAAAGAUUACAUGAAAUUAAUCAAAGGCAAACUUGAAGAACAUAGGCCAGAGAGAGUAAAACCUUUUAUGACAGGGGCUGCAGAACAAAUCAAGCACGUCCUUGCUAAUUUCUAA